Colletotrichum acutatum is the source of this 395-nucleotide messenger RNA. RefSeq lists its product as uncharacterized. The transcript has a single exon. Gene Ontology annotation, molecular function: ATP hydrolysis activity; ATP binding. Gene Ontology annotation, biological process: mitochondrial respiratory chain complex III assembly; protein insertion into mitochondrial inner membrane from matrix. The annotation marks the transcript as partial. The record is from RefSeq and is a predicted model, not a curated record. Gene Ontology annotation, cellular component: mitochondrial inner membrane. Lineage: Eukaryota; Fungi; Ascomycota; Sordariomycetes; Glomerellales; Glomerellaceae.
CCCAGGAGGGACGCAUCCUCAUCAUGACGACCAAUCAUCGGGAGCAUCUGGAUGAUGCCCUCAUACGGCCUGGUCGCGUUGACAAGAAAGUCGAAUUCCAGCUUGCCGACGCUGAUGUGAUCAGAAGGCUGUUCUGCACUGUGUUCGAACAGUCAACAGAGGAGUUGCCUGAUGCGGAGGCUCGAGACAAGAGCAACGAAGAAGUUCGGCGGCUGGCAGUCGAGUUUGCGGCCGCGAUACCGGAGCUGGAGCUUAGCCCUGCCGACAUUCUUUCGUUCCUCCUCGCAAACAGGGGCUCUCCAUCAAGCGCUUUGGCCGAUGCGGCAGGAUUGGUAUCAAAGACUAGAAAGGGUGGAGCGCUCAGAAUGGGUGAUUCUUGGGUUCAUAGUGAUUGA